AUGAAUAAAGCACCAGAAGAGGAACAAGAGCUUUACUCAAGCUGGGCCUUGUUGAUCCAGACAACUUUACUGAUUCUUGCAUUGUUGACGAGUUAUUACUUGCAAGUUAAACAAAUUCGUGCCAUGCACGAAACCGUUGUGUCGAUAUUUGCCGGCUUACGUGGGGCAGUCGCGUUCGCAUUAGCUGCAGGACUCAAAGGGGACAACGCAAAUGCAAUGCGAACAACAAUUCUGGUGGUGGUGGUCCUUAGUGUUAUUGUAUUUGGUGGAACCACUAGCAAAAUGAUAGAAAUUUGCAAGAUCAAAAUGGGUGUGGAAGAGCAAAACAACGAUAGUGAAGACGAGGAUUAUGAUGUUUAUGGUGAAUACCAAAUUAACUCUCAGGGAUCAAUUGAAUCAAAUGAAACUGGUAGUUCCAUGGAGCAGCAUAAUUUCCUGUCGGUAGGCAUACCUCCUGUUAUACCGACCGCAAGCCAAACCCAUUGGUUUAUAUCGUUCGACGAUCGAUUCCUCAAACCGUUGUUCACCAGACAACGCGGUAUUCGACAUCGUAUUGAUGAUCGAUGGCGAAGUGUCAGGAGGGAAUGUGGUGAGGAAGACUUCAUCGGGCUCGCUAAUGAUAGACGUGAUACAUCGGGAACCAACAACAGAGAAAACGACCUCUCUCGUGAUAGUACUAUUGGCUUGGAUAUCUUUAAGUCAAAUGGAAACACUAAUGAUAGCACGGUUGCAAAUGAUUCGGUGUUAUCAACGAAUGUCGGGGUGGAAGAUAAUGGCGAGGGGGGUGGUAAGCAUCCAAGUUUCACGGAUCUCAGUGUUCUUAUAGAAAAUAGAGAAAACAAUGAAGGCAAUAGUGAUAAGCCUUUGGUGAAUUUUAAGGAUGAUUUGAUCUGA
Messenger RNA from Acaulospora colombiana, 894 nucleotides. Lineage: Eukaryota; Fungi; Glomeromycota; Glomeromycetes; Diversisporales; Acaulosporaceae. The record is from the annotation of a GenBank genome assembly.